Molecule: messenger RNA, 1606 nt
Organism: Python bivittatus (Burmese python)
Lineage: Eukaryota; Metazoa; Chordata; Lepidosauria; Squamata; Pythonidae
Source: RefSeq, a predicted model, not a curated record
GUGCAAAGCGCUGUAUAAAUUAGAGGACGAUUUCACGAUCGCCAUCAGUCGCCGGCCAGAAAUAAGCUUCUUCCCGCCGCCUCACGAAAGCGGGAAUCAGAGCAGGCGAUAAGGAGGCAACCCACAGUUACUGCAGCUCGAAGCCUCCUUGCGGGCGUCAUUUUUGCAAGCGCUCCCCCACCCCUGGCAACGCCGGCCAACAGCUCUUCUAUGGGGCAACAACUGACGUUUCGGGAGCAAGCAGCAGUUCCGGACGUCGGGCGAGUGGCUGAGGGAGAGACGGAGUCCCUCAAAGCGGAGGGACGCGCGCUUCAGGCUACCUUUUUUAUGCGGAUGAAGGAAGGAGGCGGCAAGCGGGGCUGUGAGGAAACCGCAAUGUGAAAACGCCAGGGAGGAGCCCGUCUUCGCGCUCGCCCUCCCCUCAGCACGAGGCUGAACCGGUAUAGUUGCUGUGUUGUGGGGUGACUGAGGCUUCGCCUCGCAAGCGAAGAGGAGGAGGAGUGGGCAGCGGGCGGGAGUGGCGGCCCCGGUCGCCGGUCGGGUCUUCUCCCUUCAGGACGGAGGAUGGAAGACAAAAGACGAGCUGCUCGCUCUCCCGAGCCGAGGAGCAACCGGCUGACCAGUCGGGAAUGAGGGGAAGCAAAGGAUCUGCCUUGCAAAGGCUAUGCAGAGGAAGGGACAGUGUAUUGACAGGCGGACUUCCUUUGAUUUGAAUGAAACAUGUUUUGUCCAUCUGAGAUGCCUUAGAUGACGCCCAGUAAUACUGCAAUGGCAAUUGGGGCUCUUUCUAGUUCCCUCCUUGUGACAUGCUGCCUGAUGGUCGCUCUGUGUAAUUCUACUGCACCAUUACAAAAACUAUCCAAGGCUCAAGACAAGCAGGAGAUAAAAACAAGUGAGGAAAAAAAAGAUCAAUCAUCAGCCCGUGAGAGACAGAAUCAAACUGGACCAGGACUAGGGAAAGUGAAUGAAAUGACUAGGAAUGGAAGGGAAGAAGGCAUCAGGGACUGGAAAAACAAAGGCAACAGAAAUUAUUCUAAUAAAGAAUCUUGGACAAAGCAAAAACAGGCUUUGAGUAUUCAGGCAACAAGUAAUAAGUUUGGGAACCUCCAGGCUCAUAAUCAAAUCAAAGGUAUUCAAGAGGAACUUCCAGCUGCUGAAGAUUUCUCCCUCUUAGAUAUUAUUGCUGGUACCACAUCUGAACCUCCAGAGGAAUAUGCUUAUCCAGACUACCGUGGAAAAGGCUGUGUGGAUGAGAGUGGCUUUGUUUAUGCAAUUGGGGAGAAGUUUACUCCAGGACCUUCUGCAUGCCCUUGUCUUUGUACUGAAGAGGGCCCACUGUGCAUUCAGCCAGAGUGUCCUAGAGUCCAUCCUCGCUGUAUUCAUGUUGACACUACUCAGUGCUGUCCACAAUGCAAAGAACGGAAAAAUUAUUGUGAUUUCCGUGGGAAAAUCUACCAGACACUGGAAGAAUUUAUGGUUUCACCUUGUGAGAAGUGUCGCUGCGAAGCCAAUGGUGAAGUAGUGUGCACUGUGUCUGCUUGUCCUCAGACUGAUUGUGUGGACCCUGUAUAUGAACCAGAUCAGUGCUGCCCCAUCUGCAAAAAUG